Impatiens glandulifera is the source of this 1389-nucleotide messenger RNA. RefSeq names its product phenolic glucoside malonyltransferase 1-like. Lineage: Eukaryota; Viridiplantae; Streptophyta; Magnoliopsida; Ericales; Balsaminaceae. The coding region runs from base 1 to 1389 and encodes 462 amino acids. The transcript has a single exon. The record is from RefSeq and is a predicted model, not a curated record.
AUGGCAGCUUCCAACCAGGUGAAAGUUACAGAUGUAUACAAAGUAAUCCCGGCACAAAAUUCGUCGGAAAAGCUCUCCAAAACCGUCGCUAAUAACUACAUUCCCCUCACUUUCUUCGACGCAAUUUGGAUUAGAUUCCCUCCAACCCAACGAGUUUUCUUCUAUGAAAUCAACAAUUUAUCUUCAAACUUUUUCUAUCAAACCAUUCUCCCUAACCUCAAGAACUCACUCUCUAUCACCCUUCAACACUACCCACCACUAGCCGGAAAAGUUACGUGGCAUCCCCAAACCGGCAAGCCGGUUAUCAGUUACUCCCCUGAAGAUGCUGUCUUCCUCACGGUAGCUGAGUCCUGCGCCGACUUUGAUUCUAUCUCAACAGAUGAUUUUAAGGAAGCUAAACACUUGUAUGCCCUUUUGCCUGAUUUGCAUGUUUCUGAAUCCGAGGCUAAUGUUCUUUCUUUACAAGUCACUUUGUUUCCGGGUUAUGGAUUCUCAAUCGGCUGCUGCUCUAAUCAUUCAUCAAUGGACGGGAAGAGUAGUGCCAUGUUUUUGAAAUCAUGGGCUGCGAUUUGCAGACUUGGAUCCCUUCCGUUUGAACUAACCCCGCUUUUCGAAAGAUCUUUGAUCGAUGACCCUUUGGAUAUCUGCAACACUUUCAUCGAUGAUUGGUCGAAAAUAAUUGAUGGUGGUUUGUCCGAGGAGAAGAAGAGAAGCCUGGUUCCAAUGGAAAUGAAACCUGCGCCGGGGUUAUACCGGAGCACAUUCCGGUUAACUCCGGACCAGAUAGGACAACUAAAGGGGAGAAUCAAAAUCAAAAUAAACAGCCAUGUUUCUAGUUUCAUGGCUGUUUGUUCUUAUAUAUGGACGUGUCUGGUGAAAGCAGAGAAAGGGGAUUUAACAAAGGAGACUGUUUAUCUUGGAAUCAACAUAGAUUGUCGAGCCCGUUUGGAGCCACCGAUUCCGGAAAAUUAUUUUGGAAACUGCAUUAAGAUUCAGCUUGCGGAGGCAAAAGUUGCGGCUUUGGAAGGAGGUGAUGGAAUGGUGGCGGCUACGGUUGCGAUUAGAGAGGUGAUUGGAAACGUGGGUGAUGGAGUUUUGAAGGGGGCGGAUAAGUGGCUUUCGGGAGCAAAUCCAGUGUUUAUGGGUGCGAAGAUGUAUGGAAUUGGUGGGUCACCAUGGUUUGAUCUGUAUGGGGUGGAUUUCGGAUGGGGAAGGCCGAGGAAGGUGGAGAUGGUGUCCAUUGAUAAGAAUGGAUCUUUUUCUCUUUGCGAUAGUAGAGAAGGCAAUGGCGCGAUUGAGAUCGGGAUCGUGUUGAGCAAGACCAACAUUGAAGCUUUUGCAUCUAUCUUUGCUCAAGGGCUUCAACAACUAAUAAUAUCUAAUAAUUAA